UGUUAUAUGACCCCAGGUCACUUGGAGAGGUGCACACACGUGCAUAUGGCGGGAGUGAAAUUCUGUCAUAACUUAUAUGCAGUUUUUGGAGUAACGUCGCCGCUUGAAAAGCGUCAGGAUGGCAGAAUUUGUGCAGCAGAACAUCGAGAAGAUGCUGCCGGAGCUGGAGCAGCUAGAACGGGUCGGCGUCUUCGACAAACACGAGAUUAAAGUUAUCAUCAAGAAGAGAACAGACCACGAGUACAGACUGGUGAGGAGAACCAAGAAGAAGGAAGACUUUCUGCGCUACAUCCAGUAUGAGAUCAACACCCUGUCUCUUAUACACCAUAGACGGGAGAAACUGGGCUAUUUCUUCAAGAAGGAGGAGAUAGAAUAUGCCAUUGUUGGAAGGAUCCACUAUCUGUUCAAGAGAGCGAUCAGGAAAUGGCCGGAAGACUUGAAGAUGUGGAUGUCACAUAUUGAGUUCUGCAAGAAAUGGAACAAGAGGAUCCAGCUGUCCAAGAUGUUUGCCAGCCUGCUGUCUAUGCACACUAAUAAACCAGGUUUGUGGAUCAUGGCUGCCAAAUGGGAACUAGAGGAGAACCAAUCAGCUGACAAUGCCCGCAGUCUGCUACAGAGAGCACUCCGCACUCACCCUGAGUCUAAACAACUCUGGCUGGAGUAUUUCCGAAUGGAACUCCUUCACACAGAAAAGGUCAGAAUCAGAUGGAAUAUCAUCAGCAGUGAGUUCUCCAGGCCAGAGGGUUCAGAAGACAUCCCUGAUGCCUUGUUCCAAGGAAAGGCAGCUAUUAUAGUCUACACAAAGGCCACUGAAGCUAUAGCAGAUGACAUAGAAUUCAUCCUGUCCUUCAUUCCUGUCUGUCAGAAGUUUGACUUCACCAGUGAGCACCAAGAUCUCAUCUAUAACGAUUUACAGGAAAGGUUUGCUGACCAUGAGUUGACGUGGAAUGCCAUAGCCCAGCGGGAGAUGCAGGGAGAAACAACUGCCAUUGAGGAGGCACAGAAGAGAGGGCUGAACCAUGAGCUUGCUGUACUGAACUUGAUUGACAAGGCUUGCCAAGUCUAUGACAAAGCUGUACAAAAAGUCAACACAGUAAAAAUGUGGUCUCUGUACUGUGACUUUCUGACUGAGAAAUUACAAGAAACAGCCUCAGAAUCAUUCAUGGACCAGGUAUCCAGUAGACUGCUCAACAACCUAUCAGCAGCUCAAGAAGAAGACAACAUGUCAGAACAAAUGUAUGGUACAUGGGUUGAUUUACUGGAACAGUUAGGGAAGUUAGAGGAGGCUACAGAAGUGUCAGCCUCAGCUACAGACAAGUACACCCAGUCCUCAGACCUGUGGGUACAGAGACUCAAACUACUGGCAGCCGGGGGAGCCAAUCAGAUCAACCCUGUGUUCCACAAGGCCAUUGCCAAGGUCAAAAGCAAAGAUUCGAUUUCCCUCUGGACCUUCAGGAUAGAAUGGGCCAUCAGUAACAGAGAGGAACAGGUGGAGGAUCUGUUUCAGAAAGCCAUUCUGAGUGUGAAGACAUGGUCCACCCCCAUACAGGAAUGGUACGUCCAGUGGGCUGUGGUGAGUGGGGGCAUCAAGAAGACAAGGGCUGCCUACAAAUGGCUGACAGAGACCAAGUUUGUUCCUCUUCCAGUCUUCAGGAAGUACAUUGAAUUGGAAAGUGGGCAGCUCAAGCCUAAGAUGAAGCUCAUUAGAAACUGCUAUGAAGCUGCACUGAGAGAAUAUGGAGAUGCUGAACCGGACCUGUGGCUGGACCUUAUAAAGCUGGAGAGGACCCACCCUGAAGGGAAACCAGAGAAUGCGGGCCAUCUGUACUGGAGAGCUGUGAAAACUCUCAGUGGAGAACAGAACCAGUACUUCAUUAGUAGGUAUGCACUGGUGCAGACUGGUCAUUUGGAGCAAUAGGGAAGUAGCAAGGUAGCAACAGCAACAUACAUGUACAUUUAAAUGCCACAACUGGUGUGGAUGUAAUAUCACUUGCUGGUUGUGAUUAUCAUAAAAUUCAUAAUAGGAUGUCAUGCUGAUAGACUUUUUUGUUAUGAAGAAUGUCAAAAAGAUUGGAGAGCAUCCUAUCUUGUAAAUUCAUUGGCACAGCGGUAAAUGAUAACCAUACAUGUAUACUUUCAGAGAAUUGAAUGUUUACUGACUGAUGAAGCAUAAUUUUGACACACAUUACUGGUAAGGGUACAAUUUCUAUCUUUUGGGUUUGUUCAAGUUCAAGUUUUCUUUCCUGUUUUGUUAAGCAGUGUAUCUGAUCUGAGUUCUACAAAUGGUAAAUGGUAUUGAUACAGUCUAGUAAUAUAUCUUAAGGCAGAGAUUUAUGAAAUUUCACCGAUUCUGCCAAAUCAAAGUAUACAUGUAUCUGUUGAACAGGAUGCUUUCUUUUUUGUUACAUACAUUUAUGUGGGCCAUGUUAAGACAUUCAGAUCAAGGUCAAUUUAUUGUCUUGUAUGGGAGAAGUGUCAUGUAUACCUGUGAUUGUUGAUAGUGUGCUCCUGAAAUUCAAAUAAUUUGACAACACAGGAUCCAGUAGAUCAAUAAAACUAUGUAAUUACCAAGAUGCAUAUCAAAUAAUGAUUGACACCCCCCCUUUCCCUCCAAAAGAAAGAAAUGGAACAAGCAAUUAGCAAAUAAUCUCUGGUUUAUUU
Branchiostoma belcheri (Belcher's lancelet) is the source of this 2661-nucleotide messenger RNA. RefSeq names its product U3 small nucleolar RNA-associated protein 6 homolog. Gene Ontology annotation, biological process: maturation of SSU-rRNA from tricistronic rRNA transcript (SSU-rRNA, 5.8S rRNA, LSU-rRNA). Gene Ontology annotation, molecular function: snoRNA binding; protein binding. Gene Ontology annotation, cellular component: Pwp2p-containing subcomplex of 90S preribosome; small-subunit processome. The record is from RefSeq and is a predicted model, not a curated record. NCBI's taxonomy places the organism in Eukaryota, Metazoa, Chordata, Leptocardii, Amphioxiformes, Branchiostomatidae. The coding region runs from base 119 to 1918 and encodes 599 amino acids. The transcript is spliced from 21 exons.